This is a messenger RNA of Melanotaenia boesemani (Boeseman's rainbowfish), 2494 nucleotides long. Its product is annotated as protein ANKUB1-like. The transcript is spliced from 7 exons. Lineage: Eukaryota; Metazoa; Chordata; Actinopteri; Atheriniformes; Melanotaeniidae. The record is from RefSeq and is a predicted model, not a curated record. Gene Ontology annotation, molecular function: protein binding. The coding region runs from base 176 to 1804 and encodes 542 amino acids.
AGCGAGUCAGCUUUAUUUGCACUGAACUAUACCAGUAGAAUAUUAAUAGUCACCAGAACAGACCAUUUAAUGAAGAGUUACAUGCCCUUUAAAACCUUCCCCUCCCUAUGAUUGCUUUGCCUCAAAAACACUCAGUGCAUACUCCCUCCCACCAGAACACAACAGAGGAGCACCAAUGCAUGGAAGACAAAUGAGGAUCUUCAUCUGCUAUGAAGGGUUUUGUGAGCAUUUUUACGUCUCUCCUGAUGAGACUGUAGACAACUUAAAGCAAAUGGUGAAGGAUAACUUUCUUGUGAAACUCUCUCAAAACGAGCUGGUCCGACAGUACCUGGAGCUGAACUAUGGUGGCGUAGCACUGCAGGAUAGCUGGGCUCUGUGUGACGUAGGAAUCACACGUGGAAGUACCAUUCGUUGCUUGAUAAAGAGUGAAACAAGGCCUGUGAUGCAUGUUUUCAAUACUGUGACAGGGGAAACUGUACCAAUUGUAGGAAAUGAAUGUGGGCUUCACGUGUCUGUGGCCAAACUGAAAACCAUGGUGUCGGUGCAAAGUAAUCUUCCAGUCAGCGCAUUCAGUCUCAGCACACCUGCUAGAGUUCAACUCUACGACUGCAAUUGGCUGAAGGACUAUGGCAUUAAAAUGGGUGCUGUUUUCCUUUUGGACACGUGGGAUGGGUGGGUGGAGUUCCUUCAGGGUUGCCUUCAAGGCAACAGACUGACCGUCCAGAGUCACCUCUCAGAGGAAGAAGCAGUAAUAGGGUUUCAGCUGCAGGUGGCACUGUACAUCGCUGCAUCUUUAGGCCAUCUAGACCUGGCAACCUGGCUGCUGGGAAUGGGGGUACCUGCUGAGGAACCAGUGGGAGUUCAUCCAUACCGCCAGUGGUGCCAACAGAGUGCCCACCAGGAUGCCAACAAGUGUCCCAUUCACGUAGCUGCAGAGAACAAUCAGCUCCUCAUCCUCAAACUCUUUAUCACUAAGAACCUGUUUAACUUGGCUAGGAGGGACCCUGCAGGCCGUGACCUUUUGAAAAUUGCCAUUGAGCAUGGUCACAGACAAUGUGCAUGCUACUUAGCCAACAAGCUAUUCUCAGUGGUAUCUGUGUUUGAUAUAUCUCUGCCCAUGCGUAUCUACCUCCAGAUGAAACGCUGGGUAAGUUUGGGGAAAAAAAAGAGAGCUGCAUCCAGUCAAUACCAAUACACUGGUGCAGCAUUCAAAGCCAGGUUGGGAAAUAAAAUACUGGUGGAUGGCUUCAACCAGCGAGGGUUGUCUUCUAAAUCCAAGGAAGUUGGGACCAAAUCAAGAUAUGGUUUGAAGGCCAAAGCUUUGCCACCUUUACCGCCCAUCAGUAAAUUACAAUCAAAAUCCUAUCUCCCCUCUGAAAGGACAACACAUGCUUUACCCAGCAUGCAGUUGGAGAAAGAGUUGCAGAAAAUUCAGUGUAUGAGGCGCAUAGAGAGUGGCCUGUUGGAUCAAAUCAAAGAUGGAAACAGCAAACUUUACCAAGGUGAAAUUGUUCACCCAUCACUCCUUAGAGAAAACAUUCCCAGGCCGUUUGCUGUUACAUCAGUAAAAUCCUUGCAUAAUCUGAAGUCUUCUUACCACUGGGGCCAAACUCGGAGAGAGAACGCUGCAUGCUGCUUGGCCAUAGCCAGCACCUUCACAGAGAAACCUUGGUUGAAGCAGCUGAACAUAGCACGCGCUCUGGUCAGGAAGCAUGCCCACUCAUGGAACCAUACUCAUGGAUCUGGAUACAAUCCACAUCUGCCACUCAUCAGUCCAGCUGCCAUGAAUCUCACGACUGCCUGACACACUCUCUGGAUGAUAAAGAUCUCUGACAUCUGAGAAAUGUAUCUCAGGCUUAUAGAAUUAACAUAAUUUUCAACCUCUGUGUACUCAGUCAAAUCUCUGACUCUGCCUGACAGAAAAUUAGACGGGGAUUAUGAACAUGUCAAAAAUGUUCUUUAGAUUUAAUGGUUCAUGAAAGCAAAUUUUUGUAAGACACAAGUCCAAGUAAGGACUUAGCCUGUAGAUACAAUUGCUUAACUUUGGAUAAAAUUCAAAGCUAAGAGCACAAAUGUUCUGUUUCUUCUAAUUAUUCAUGCAGCAAAGUAUCUGUUCUGAACACACUUUCAAUUUAGACUUCUAUCCCUACUGAGUACACAAAGAGAACCAGCACAUACAUGGUGAGAACAUGCAAACUUCACACAGGAAGUCCACACAAAAAGCUAUGGGUUGAACCAAGAACCUUCUUGCUUUGAGUUGUCCAAGAAGGCUUAUACAGUAAAAACAGCAUUGUACAACGAGUUCACUGAUGGCCAUGAAUUUCAAAAUGAUGAGAGCCACCAUGCACAACUUUGCCUAUACUUGAAAAUCUCUCUCUCUCUCUCUCUCUCUCUCUCUCUCUCUCUCUCUCUCUCUCUCUCUAUCUAUAUAUAUAUAUAUAACUCAGUUUAUGUGUCUUUAGGUGCUGUGAAACAAAUAUAGGCACACUGCAUC